Molecule: messenger RNA, 3210 nt
Organism: Maylandia zebra (zebra mbuna)
Lineage: Eukaryota; Metazoa; Chordata; Actinopteri; Cichliformes; Cichlidae
Source: RefSeq, a predicted model, not a curated record
GCCUUCUCAUCCAACAUCAGUGUCUGACCUCACAAAUUGUGCAGGCUCAUCAGGCCAGGCAGUGUUUUUCCAGUCUUCUGAUGUCAAGUUUUGACGAGCCUGUGUAGUCUAAUUUUUCCAUUCUUUGCUGGCAGGAGUGACACCAUCACUCCUGUGGCUGGUGUGCAUUCAGAGAUCUGCAUACCUCUGUUGUAACAGGCCGUUGCCUUCCUAUCAGUUUCUCCAUUCUGAUGUUUUCUUGAACUUCAGCAGGUUAUGUUGCCCAACAUAUGUAAACACCACCAUUGUGUUUCUGUUAUUAUUAGAAGAUAAUAAAAUUCAAGUAAUACAGUAAAACGCUAAUAAGAACAUCACCACAUGAAAGUGGGGGUUUUGAAGUAAGCAGCACAGUGAAUUGCAGCAGAGGUGCAGGUAGAGAUCAGGAAUUUGUAGGCAGCACAUAAAAUCAGGAACUGCUGGGAAUCUAUGUUGAACUUGAAUUUCAGCUAGUUUUGCAUGUCAGAGAAGCCUGGCACCACCCAGGUAAGGUGGAGGCUUUCACACGCAAAUGAAAAUGCUGUAAGUUAUAAAAAUGCAAAUGAGGUUGGGGGCGGGGGGCGCCACACCGGCCGGGAGUACCUGUGACCUUAGCCUCGCAUAUAAUUGGAUGAGGUUUCCAUGUGACCAGGAUCUUGCAGGUGAUUGGAGGAACCUCGCGAAGAGCGUCUCUUAUUACCAUAUGAGCAUGUUAUUCUCCGCUUGGUGAGAAGUUGUCAGGCUGGGUAGAUUUAGGACACCGUGUGUUGGCGGCUUGAAUUUUCCGUGCAAUGCCGGGAACUCCCCGCACAGACCGGGGCUGGCUGCUCCGGACAGCAGAGACCACAAACUGCUCACUGCUGUGAGAGGGCUGUCUCGUCAGCUGACUCGGUUUGCUGCUGAUGUGAAUGACCAACUAACAGCGGUAAACGCAAAGCUGCACUCCAUAGACGAGAGGAUGACCGCUUUAGAAGAAGUAGUGAACUCCCGCGCUUGUGUGGAGGAGAAGAGGAAAAGACGGGCGCACAAUCCCAAGAUUGCGGAGGCGGUGCGUCGUUUUCAUAACGCCAAGGGAAAUCGCAAGCGCUAUAAUCCCGAAGAAGGACUGAGCUCGCCUCACAAUGAGGCAGUCACGUCUCAUUUGGUCCAAGCUCUGGCUGAAAGUCCGGAUUUGCACAACCUGGCUAGAGAUGCCAUUCUAUCUGCCUGUAAAACAUACUAUGAGACCAUACGCAGGAAUUUCCGCUACAGCCAGCCGGACCUUGCAGCCCAGGCUGAAGCAAUGAAGACUGCAGCCCGCAGCUGUCAGAGAAGGAAAAGGCUGCUGGAAGCCAGGCAGGGAGUCCUCAGUGCAGAUGAACUGGACUUCUGGAGGGGUGUAACAAUUGAUAUGAUGUCCGAGGAGGAGGAUGGUGCUGUUGAAGGGGUGGCUGGGUGGAUUGUUAGGCCUCCUUCCUUUCGAAGCAAAGAACUCACCGAUCUGUGUGCGACUCUUCAGGCUAGAUUGGAAGCUAAUCCAAAAUACACAUCUACACAUCACAGACGUCUGCAUAUUGGACCGGAUUCAGACAGAAAUCCUCCAAACGCAUACAAUCCAGAUGCAGCAAAGAAACAUUUCAAAGAGCAUCUUAUCCCCCAGAGAGCUAUGAAUCAUCACAACUUUGAGAACGACUGCACUAGUUACAAAACUGAAGAACUACUGAGCUCGCCCGAUGACACAGACUUGCCUCCUUUGGACGACGCUCUAGCUGAAAGUCCAGAACAUCACCGCGUGGAUAAUGAGAUCCUCCGUGUGACUGUGGCCUAAUGAAAUGAAUUAAAUCUCUGACUGAAUGUCACCUCAAGUCAAUCUCCACACUACCACUGACCUGUAUACAUGGGGGGGGGGGACUAGAACGGCAGAGCUGAAAUUAAAAGGAAAUGCUCUUUUGAACUGGUCCUGAGCCUCUCUAUCACAGUAUGACAUGAAGCCGAUGUACAACAGUCCAUUCUUUCCUUUUAGUGUCUCAAUUUUUCCUCUCAGGAGAUCAUCAAGCCUCUGAGAUACAGCAGUUGUUUUAUUUUUUUAUCACACAAUUAUCCAUCCAUUUUCUUAAUCAUUGUCACAGUUGACAUAGGAUGACAAGCAAAUCCAUUACAAAGCUGCAGGAAAUCACUCUCUUAUCCAAACCUGCUGCCAGUUUGAAAUUAACCCGACAAAUAUAUUGUUGGGUUCUGGAAAAUCGUGAAGAAGAAGCAACCAGCAGGAUUUAACCAAGAACUUUGUGGCAAUGUUCAGGCAUCAACAUGGUUCAAUGGUGGUCACAUCCUAGAGACCGCUCUGAGGACUGCUGUCUACAUGUUGUAGCUGAUUAUGGUCAUACAUGACUGGCCUGUGGACUACUCUUGUUAGUGCUGUUAUUGGUCGUUGCCAGCAGCAGAGAAGAGCAAAGUUAAAACACAGAAAGAGCAGAAGUGAAAUAGUGUCCAUUGUGUCUGUUCUUUUCAUGCUUUAUGUUUUUGAUAUGUCUCUCGCGCUUCUCUCGUUUGUGGUGAACACCACUGUUCCAGCCCACUUUUCAACCAGUUAAUGUUCAACCACAUUGAGGGUCCAUGGAGGACGGCACAUAUUCAUGUUUGCAAUAGUUGCAUACCCCUUUCCCUAGUCAAAUACCUAAAAGCAAUACCAUAAAACAGGUUUUUAACUGCUGCACCACUGUGUCACUCCAUGAAACACUUUGUGAGAUAAAGUGAGUGUUGUUUUAAGUUUUAUGCUUGCCUAUUUAUUCAAGCUGACUUUGCUCUUUAUUGUGUUUUUGCGCGUGUGUGUUUGUGUGUGUAUGAGAUCAUGUUGAUGGUGCUAUAAAAAUCUACUUUAUUAUUACUAACUGAUCCAGUAGUUUCCGCUGUAUUUGCAUAUUUGCACUUUCUGCUCACAGGAAACAUAAAUAUAUAGUCUUGGGUGUAACUGCAGAUUUACAGGCCUGAGGAUGUCAGAAGUAAACCCACCAGUUCGUAGGUCUGGGAACAUUAUUGCCAAAAGUACUUGCUUGUCUGCCUUCAUAUGCACAAUAGCUUGAGGGACAUCCCAUUCUUAAGCCAUAGGGUUUAAUAUGAUGUUGGCCCACCCUUUGCAACUCUUCUGGGAAAGCUUUCCACAACGUCUAGGAGCGUGUUUAUGGGAAUUUUUGGCUAUUCUUCCAGAAACACAUUUGU